UCUCCUCCCCUUCCCCUCCCCGCUCCUCGGCGGCUCUGCCCGGUGCGUGCGGUCCCGCUCCCCGCGGACGGCAGCGCAGCGCCCGCGCCCCGCCGGGCUGCGGGCGGGCGGCGGCUGAGCUGCCGCUCCGCUCCGUGCCCAGCCGUGCCCCCUGCCCUCGCCAUGCCCAGAGCCUUCCUGGUGAAGCGCCGGAGCCCGCAGCCGGCGGUGCGCAGCUGGGAUGGGCUGCCCGACGAGGAGAGAGCCGACACCUACAUCCCAGGCGGGAUCGGCUGCGUGCUGCUGGGCUACGAGGACAGCUGCAGCCUGGAGAGCAGCGGGAGCAGCGGGACCCGGGACGCGGAGCCCAGCGAUCCCCCGACGCCCCAGCCCGCCCCCGGCGACUUGGGCACGGCCGGGGGGAUGCUGCUGGACCUGGCCGUCAAGCGCCCCGUGGUCAGGUCGAAAAUCAAGUUCACCACGGGCACCUGUAACGAUGCUAUGGUGCAUAGCUGCGAGCUGUGUGGCAAAGGCUUUCGCUUGCAGCGGAUGCUCAACCGUCACAUCAAGUGUCACAGCCAGGUGAAGAGACACUUGUGCACCUUCUGUGGAAAAGGCUUCAAUGACACCUUUGAUCUAAAAAGACAUGUCCGGACCCAUACCGGAAUUCGACCUUACAAAUGCGAGAUUUGCAACAAAGCCUUCACGCAGCGCUGCUCCCUGGAGUCCCACCUGAAGAAGAUCCACGGCGUGCAGCAGCAAUACGCCUACAAACAGAGGCGAGACAAACUUUAUGUGUGUGAAGACUGUGGCUACACAGGCCCCACGCAGGAGGACCUGUACCUGCAUGUUAGUAAUGUUCACCCUGGAAGCACUUUCUUGAAGAAAACCUCAAAAAAACUUGCAGCGGUUUUGCAAAAUAAACUGAGCCCCGUCCUGCAGAGGAACUCCAAAAAUGAUGACAAGGAUGAAUAAUACGGUGGAUUACAGCGGGCUAAAGGAAUGAAGUUUACAUAUAUAUAUAUAUAUUAUUUUUUUAAAAAACAAUUUUGAAAUAAACCCCUGAAAUGAAAGGGACACUUUUGUUAACAGAACUCUCUUGAUGUUGGUAGAACUUCAACUUGAAAGAAAUAUUCCUAUAUUCGAUGCAAACAUCACUUUUUUAUCUGGCCAAAAAAAAGUAAAUGGAAAGGUUGGAAGAGGCCGUCACCUCUCGGAUGGAGCAUUUACUGAACUGCUGUUUAGGCAACUUGUUUUCUGUUUCAGCUCUACCACAUGUCUAAAUGGCUACUGACAAAUAAGUUACCUUCCCCCAGUGUAUUUUGUAAAGAUAAUAGCCCUUACCUCCUGUACAAAUUACUUUGAGAGGUCUGAGUGAAAAGUGCUGUGUAAGAGCAACUACUAGUACAUUGUUCUAUGCAAAAUGAUAUAAAAUGGUGUUAAGAAUAGGAGUCCGUUGUAUCUGUAAAUAAGACAAAAUGUGCAAAUACCCUUAACUCUGGCCUCCAUGCAGUAAAAUAAUAAUUUCUGGAAACGUGAUCCAAGAUGAGCUGAGACUUUUUUAAAGGAUGCAGAACUUUUUCCUCCCAAACUUUCUCUACUAGCAAAUGGCAUUAUUCCAGGGCAGACUUACAGUCAUGUUUUAGGUACCUUAAGCUGUGAACUUAUUUUAUUAUAUUUAGAUUUAAGUGUAACCUUAACACUCCUGGACUUGUCAUGCUCACUGUGGGGAUUAUUACAAAAUCCUUUUAACAUACAUCAGUAUCAAUCCAGAAACCCAAAGAAAAUAAUGACUUGAAGAUAUGUAUUUUUCUGCCAAGAUGAAAUGCAAUUCUGUAUUUUAUGGUGUGUAUGUGCAUGUGUGUGUUCAUUUAGGGAUUGUUUUUCUUCUUAAUGAUUAGGCUCAUUAAUACAACAGAGCAGUGCAAGGCAGUGAAGAGGGACACUUAGCCUGUCUCUGCCUCAUGGGAUCAGCGCAAACCUGCUGGCAGGAAUCUGUCCUCUCAUCCGUAACCGCUGUCAGUUUAGAAGGCUCCUGGUGAGAUGGGAAGGAGGUGGCGAUGAUGAUGAGGGACUGGUGCUAUGUGUCGGUGUGUUCAGGACUCACCUUAUAGUCCUGCUCUGGCUCUUUGUUGACCCAGGACAACCAGGAGGAUAGCCUGUAGGGACUACUGAGUGUCAAUUUUGGGAUUUAAAGGAAAGGGAGAGGGAUGCCCGUACAACUCACGUUGCUGAAACCGCCUGACACUUUGAGACUUGUCAGAAGCUGCUGCAGCCCUUACUGGGCACUUGAGUGUCUUGUACUGGGUGUGACAGGGCUGGGUGGCGGCUUCCUCAGCAACCACAAGCUGCUCUGGUCCAGGCAGGCGCAUGUUAUUCACCUGGCUCUUAACUUAAUGGACACAGCUGCCAAACAGGUUGUUUUUUUUUUUUCAUCACUUUAAAUGCAUGAUAAUUAAUGGAUUUCAUUUGUAAAUUCCCAAACUUAAUUUUGUGCUCAAAAUAAAGCUGGACACUUGGGGAGAAUACACUGUAUUCUAUAUAUGUUGAAACAGCUGAAAAGUAACUCACCUAAAAUAUUGUUAUAGCCCGGACCUUCAUAAUCAUUUCUACUAAAAUGAGAGAUUCUGAACAUCUCUGCAGGAAUCAUUAAAGAGUCUUCUCAAUUUGCCUCAGUUUUGUACAGGCAUCUGCUUGGGUUUUUGUGGGUAAAAGCUUUUAUGAGUUUAAAGGAUUUGUAAUGAUAUUAAUACUUUAUUCAGCACAACUGUUGGUGCUUGGGACCUUGAAAACAGGAAUAAUAAAGUGAUGCUACUGUGUAAAGAACAAA
Messenger RNA from Columba livia (rock pigeon), 2809 nucleotides. It is a transcript of the gene OVOL2, whose product is annotated as ovo like zinc finger 2. Lineage: Eukaryota; Metazoa; Chordata; Aves; Columbiformes; Columbidae. The coding region runs from base 163 to 954 and encodes 263 amino acids. The record is from RefSeq and is a predicted model, not a curated record. Gene Ontology annotation, molecular function: RNA polymerase II cis-regulatory region sequence-specific DNA binding; DNA-binding transcription factor activity, RNA polymerase II-specific. Gene Ontology annotation, cellular component: nucleus. The transcript is spliced from 4 exons. Gene Ontology annotation, biological process: regulation of transcription by RNA polymerase II; epidermal cell differentiation.